UGUGAUGUGUGAUCGUGUUGACUUCUCCAUAAUUAACAUCAACAAAAAACAAAGUGCAAAUAAAUGCAAAAGCUUAACAAAUUUGUCCUGCCUGCUAAUAGAGUUAACUCCUCUUAGGAACAGGCGUCCCAAGUUGAAGGGCUUAUGAUCAAGUCAUAGUCAUAGUCAUAGGACUGUAGUGGUAGGUUUGUGGGUGUGUGUGCUUGUCAUGUAUACCAUCCAAAAGUGUAUAAUAUAUUUUUUUAAAUUUAUUCCGUUAUAAUCAAUAAUCUAAUAUACAAUAUACACUUACCUAAAUACAAAAUGAAUAGAUUUAGUUAUGUGACCCCGAUUUUAAUGGACAACGAAAGCACUCUCACAUGCGAAAACAAUGUUCGCUUAUAUGAUGGGGAAGUGAAAACCCAAUUUGAAGGUGGAGAACUCAUAAUAACCACCCAUAGGAUUUUGUGGGGACGACCAGGAGCUAUAGCGAAAGGACAGACUUGCCUGGGACUUUCGAACCAUUUAAUCGUUUAUAUUGAGGAAGAGUCCCCUGGGGCUUUUUUUAGGCGCUCGCGCAAGAUUUUGUUGCAUUUGGCUGAGCAUAACGAUCCUAAUGCUGAUAAACCGUCGCCUUAUAGCCAAUAUAAUUUUAUUAAGCUCUCCUUUAGGGAGGGUUACAGUACCGAUGUUGUUGGUACAUUAAAUAAAUGCUUGCAAAUGAGAUAUUGGGAGAGUAAUGUUCGAGCACCCAUACAAGAAAACCCUCCUAUUAAUCAGCAGCCACAAAUCAAGUUAAGAACAGGAAUAGUAGGAAUUGAAAGGGGCUUGCAAGAGAAACAAAAAGCUACCGAUGAAAGUUUGACAGUGGCUUUCCAGGAUUUGAGCAAACUUAUGAGUAUGGCAAAGGAUAUGGUCAGAUUAUCUCAAAAUAUUUCCACUAAAAUAAAGGACAGACAAGGAGAUAUUACAGAAGAUGAAACUGUCCGUUUUAAAUCCUACCUUUUAAGUUUGGGUAUAGAUGAUCCUGUAACCAGAGAUUCUUAUAAAUCAAACAAUCAAUAUUACAGGAGCUUAGCAAAGGAAAUAUGCGAUUUUUUACUUGUCCACAUCGAAGAAGUUGGAGGAAUGAUAGUUUUGACUGAUGCGUUUUGCAGGAUAAAUAGAGCAAGGGGAUUAGAGCUGAUAUCUCCAGAAGACGUUUUAAAUGCUUGUAAAUUGAUGGAGCAACUGCAAAUGCCUUUAAAAGUUUUCCAGUUUAAUUCUGGUGUAAUGGUGCUACAGUUGAGUAGCUUAGAUAGUGAAAGUAUUGCAGAGGCCACAGCUGUUUUGGUGGAGGACAAUGGCUCUCUUACAUCAGAAGAACUGUCACAAAAAUUGGGUAUAUCAGUAACACUGGCAACAGAACGCCUAUUAACUGCUGAAAAAUAUGGUAAAAGUUGCAGGGAUGAUUCAAUAGAAGGCCUAAGAUUUUUUCCUAAUUUUUUAUUAACUAGAGAAAUAUUAUAGAUAUUUCUAUGUCUUAUUAUUUGUUUCAUAAAUUAAUAAAUAUUCGAAAUUUAGUUUGGAAAAUUUUAUUUAAAAAAUUAGACAUAGGUAAAUAUUAAAAGUAUCCACUAAUUUUAGCUACACACAAUAAAAACUAAUGUUUACAUCACUAAUUAGAUAAGUUCCUAUAUAAAAAAAAACAGUCUUUGUCUUGCUAUUAUUACACUAGUCAAUAAUAAUAAAAUAAACUCGGAAAAACUUCUACAAAGUAAAGAUUAAACAAGUAUAAAAAUUAUUUUAUAAUUUCGUAAAUUCUCAUUUUGCAAAUUUUAUUAACUUCCUUUAAAGCAAUUUCAGUUUCGUUCCUAGUAUGAUUCAUCAGUCUAGUUUCAAUUUCUGCGCAAAGACUGUCAAUGUUUUCUUCUUUUGCACAAAUAAUAAAAGGAAAACCGUGUUUGUCCCUAUAACUUUUCGUUAAUUGUUUCAGUCGUUUUUUUUCUUCAUAUCUGAGACUUGUCCUAGAUUCAGUGCUGAUAAUUUUUUGAUGGGUAUUGAAUUCUAACAUGGAAUUACUAAAACCAGCUAGUUUACUCACGCUGUCUGGAUAAAGCUGGAGGACUUUGAUUUUUUCUGAAAAAAAAAACUUGUUUACAAACUAGUUAUUUUUUACAAUUCUUAAAAUAUCACAUAGGUACAGUGUACACAAGUCCAUCAAAGUUAUGUAGGUGCAAUAUACCUAUGUAUAGGUGGUACUAAUUGGCUUCUGUGACUUACCUUGUAGUUUUAGAUUUUCUAAAUACUGUUCAAUAGCAGCAACCACGCCAUCGAUAUUUUGAAAAGGACGAUUUUUUAGAAUCCCGAUCCCAGCAGCCAAACAAUGUUCCACAAUAUUUCCAAAAAUUUUAAUAAACCGAUCACUUUCCAAACUAUUCACUUCUUGUAUUGUUAGAUAUUGCGCCCACAUUUUAGUAACAAAUGGACGAUUCA
Ceutorhynchus assimilis (cabbage seed weevil) is the source of this 2454-nucleotide messenger RNA. The record is from the annotation of a GenBank genome assembly. NCBI's taxonomy places the organism in Eukaryota, Metazoa, Arthropoda, Insecta, Coleoptera, Curculionidae.